Molecule: messenger RNA, 1356 nt
Organism: Bombina bombina (fire-bellied toad)
Lineage: Eukaryota; Metazoa; Chordata; Amphibia; Anura; Bombinatoridae
Product: estrogen-related receptor gamma-like
Exons: 7
Coding region: 1-1356 (451 amino acids)
Biological process (GO): regulation of DNA-templated transcription
Cellular component (GO): nucleus
Molecular function (GO): steroid binding; zinc ion binding; nuclear steroid receptor activity
Source: RefSeq, a predicted model, not a curated record
AUGGAUUACUUGGAAUUAUCCUGGCUGGAAAUUCCAGAUACCCAACAGGAAAAACUAUAUUCUCCUACGUUCCUGUGUGGCGUGUCCCAUAACCUGGGCAUUCAAGUUAAAGCUGAACCAUCCAGUCCAACCCUACAAAUGGACACUGCAGGUUAUUUCAGCCCUGGAGGAAUGUCUGACACCAGCAGCAGUUAUGGUCUCUCUGUAGGGGGUCAGUCACAAGGUCUGGACUCACCCACUGCCCUAUUAGGAUUUUCAGACUCAGGAGAAAAGCUGUUUGCAGACAGCCCCCCAUCUCUAGGUGAGGACCCAGCCAUUCAGUGUGUACUGAGGUCCAUCCCUAAAAGGCUUUGUCUCGUUUGCGGAGAUACUGCAUCUGGAUACCACUAUGGGGUUGCAUCUUGCGAAGCAUGCAAGGCGUUCUUCAAACGCACAAUACAAGGUAACAUCGAGUACAGCUGUCCUGUGGUGAACGACUGUGAAAUCACCAAGAGGCGGAGGAAAUCUUGUCAAGCCUGCCGCUUUCGCAAGUGCCUGAAAGUUGGAAUGAUGAAGGAAGGAGUGCGUCUGGACCGGGUACGAGGGGGGCGACAGAAGUACAGACGUCCAAUAGAGGUUGAAGCCCCAGACCCAUGCUCUUAUUUCACCUCUCAUCAUUCCCUUCCAGGGAAGAAAACAACAAACAAAGUGGUGUCGCACUUAGUUCUAGUGGAACCAGGAGAGAUUUUUGCUUCCCCUGACCCCAGUCUUCCAGAUAGCGACCUCCACACUUUGACCACUUUAUGUGAAAUUAUUAACAGGGAUCUCCUGAUCACCAUUGGCUGGGCCAAACAUGUUCCAGGUUUCUCUGUCCUUUCCUUGGUGGACCAGAUGGCCCUUCUGCAAAGCGCAUGGAUGGAGAUCCUAGUCUUGGGUAUUGUCUACCGGUCUUUGCCACUGAGCGAGGAGCUGGUGGUGGCAGAGAACUUCCUCCUGGACAGGGAGCAAUGUCGGAACACUGGACUUCUACACCUUCAUGCAGUUCUGCUCCAGCUAAUCAGGAAAUAUCGAAAAACCAAACUGGACAAGGAGGAGUUUGUGACUUUAAAGGCUAUGGCACUUGCAAACUCAGACUCCACCAACAUAGAGAAUGUGGAAGCUGUCUUGAGCCUACAAGACCAUCUUCAUGAGGCACUGCAGGACUAUGAGAAGGAACAUCACCCAGAGGACAAUCAUCGGACUGGGAAACUUCUCAUGACCCUGCCACUUCUUCGCCAGACAGCCAACGAGGCAGUUCGUACCUUCUGUCAGAUCCGACUAGAGGGCAAAAUCCCCAUGCACAAACUCUUCCUUGAGAUGCUAGAAGCAAAAAUGUGA